AUGUCAGGCAGGCAAGAUUCGCCGACGUUCUCCACUCCAGGCCCAGGAACUUACGAGUUGGAAGUAAAGCCCAGUUUGGGAAAAAUCCACAAUGAGAAACUGAAAGAACUGAAGAGAGCUUCAUCGAGAGUUCCCCGAUAUUUGGAUGCACUCUGCAGCAGGAAGGUGCGAGAGGAUUUCCCUGGACCCAACAGUUAUGAUCCUCCCAAAGGUCCUUUUGACUUCCAUCAGCAAUGCGAGUGCGAGGACUAUACUCCAAAACCACCACCCUUUGGCCAGGGUGCGAAGCGUUUCCCCUACUCUUCCGAGGACACUCCAGGACCUGGAAUAUACAUUUCCAAAAAAUCAGCUGGUCUCCGAUCCUACACAUGCGCUUCCUUUGGUUCGCACGUUCCCAGAUUCAAAGAGAAGUGCCAGGAUUCGUUCCCAGGACCUGGGGAUUACUACACAGGCAGGGAGGACUUGGCCUACAAGUGGAAGAGUCGGUGUAAAAGGAGCUGCCCAAGGAUUCCCGUCAGAGGAUCGGACACCCUCUCGAAAAUCGAAAAAGUAGAUCUAAGGGACUUCGGCAUCUCCCAGGACUUCAAGUCUAAAAAAACUCGAGUCCACCAUGCGGUCUUUAGAUCUACGCUGGACCCCAGCGUCGCGUCGUCGGUCUUGAAGAAAUCUUUCAACGUUACUUUGGGGGAGUCGCGGCCCCCCAAAGAUGGGGCGAAAGAAGAACAACGCGACGAAAAGGGGCACUUCAAACAGAAAAAGAAGACGCUGAGGUGGUUCGCCGUUCCUCUGCACACGUACGAGCACUGCGUUCGACGUUGCGACGUAUAA
Messenger RNA from Orussus abietinus, 828 nucleotides. Its product is annotated as sperm-tail PG-rich repeat-containing protein 2-like. Lineage: Eukaryota; Metazoa; Arthropoda; Insecta; Hymenoptera; Orussidae. Bases 1 to 828 code for a protein of 275 amino acids. The transcript is spliced from 4 exons. The record is from RefSeq and is a predicted model, not a curated record.